Molecule: messenger RNA, 4368 nt
Organism: Lates calcarifer (barramundi perch)
Lineage: Eukaryota; Metazoa; Chordata; Actinopteri; Centropomidae
Gene: snx17
Product: sorting nexin 17
Exons: 15
Coding region: 740-2158 (472 amino acids)
Biological process (GO): intracellular protein transport; signal transduction
Cellular component (GO): early endosome
Molecular function (GO): phosphatidylinositol binding
Source: RefSeq, a predicted model, not a curated record
UGCCUCUUGAUGGGCCACUAGAUACACAGGACACAGAAUGGCUUGACGUUAAUGGUGCAUCUGCGUUUUCUGCGAUUUCUCUCACAUUUUUAUCUAUGUACGUACUCCGCAGCCGAACAGAUUUUUCCUCAGCAAAUGUAGGAGAAAGGGAAAACAAGCAAAGCCACAACAAGUGCAACUGUCCCCUCUCAUAUUGCGAAAGGUUUUUACCAACGGCUCUGCGACGGUGUGAGGUUUGCAGGAACCAACUGCACCGUUUACCCCGAAACUUCAUCUGGUUACGCUAAGUGAACUGAAUUAUCUGUGAAUUCUCGCAGUGAGUUGUUUUAAAGUUAUCGCGAAUUUACUUAAAAGUGCGCGAAAAAAAGAUAUUUUAACGCCAACAUUGAAGGUGUAAUUACUUAACACUUGCAACAUGGCUGCUGCGGGGACGGCAGCGAGAAAAGUUUAACACUGACGUGGGAGAAGUUUUAUGCGAAUGCUAGUUGGUACAUGAGUUGUUGUCCAGAUAAUAAAGUCGUCAGCAGUCUUCCCCGGCCUGACACCGCUUUCCCCGGACUUAGAAACCAGUGGAUGAACCGUGCGAGAGCCUCCUCCUCCUCUGUAGUCACCGCCGACAGUCACUGCAGUGGACUUUUGUGGGGAAACUGUGGUGUCUUCUUCUCCAUCGUAAAGCUGUGCUGGCGUUAAAAGGACUUAUCGUCUUGCAUUAGCAGACAGUGUUUGGAGCUAAAGGAAAAUGCAUUUUUCCAUACCCGAAACGGAGGUUCGUUCGGGGGAAAAUGGAUCAACCUAUGUGGCUUACAACAUCCAUGUCAAUGGUGUCCUGCACUGUCGGGUACGCUACAGUCAACUUCUUGGCCUCCACGAACAGUUAAAGAAAGAAUAUGGCAGCAAUGUGGUGCCUGCCUUCCCCCCAAAGAAGAUCUUCACACUGACUCCUGCUGAGGUCGAACAGAGACGGGAACAGCUGGAGAAAUACAUGCAGGCUGUACGUCAGGAUCCUUUGCUUGGAGCCAGUGAGAUGUUCAACAGCUUCUUAAGGAAAGCACAGCAGGAGACACAGCAGAUUCCCACAGAAGACGUUGCUCUCGACAUCUGCCUCUCCAAUGGUCAGAAGGUUACAGUCAACAUUCUGACCUCGGAUCAGACGGAGGAUGUCCUUGAUGCUGUUGCAACAAAGCUUGACCUUCCGGAUGAUCUUGUUGGUUAUUUCAGUCUUUUCCUGGUUCGAGAAGGUGUGGAUGGAGGUUUAACAUUUGUGCGGAAACUGCAGGAGUUUGAGCUGCCUUAUGUAUCCAUCACCAGCUUGCGGAGCUCUGAAUUUCACAUACUCCUACGGAAAAGCUACUGGGACAUGGCGUACGAUAGCGAUGUGAUGGACAACAGAGUCGGCCUAAAUUUGCUAUAUGCCCAGACAGUGUCUGACAUUGAGCGAGGCUGGAUACUUGUCAACAAAGACCAGCAUAGGCAGCUCAAAUCACUGCAGGAGAAAGGCUCCAAAAAAGAGUUCAUCCAUCUAGGUCAGACGCUCAAAUAUUAUGGCUAUAUCAAGUUUGACCCAUGUAUUACUGACUUCCCCGAGAAGGGCUGCCAAGUCAUCGUCAGUGCCGGCAACAACGAGCUCAACUUCCACGUCAAGCUGCCCAACGAACAGAUGAAGGAGGGAAGCUUCAAGGUCACGCGCAUGAGGUGCUGGCGAGUCACAUCCUCUCAAGUCCCAAUAGCGAAUGGUACAGCCAAUCCCUGCAGCUCAGCCAAAUGCGAGGUCAAGCUGGAGCUGGCCUUCGAGUAUCUGAUGAGCAAGGACCGCCUCCAGUGGGUCACCAUCACCAGUCAACAGGCUAUCAUGAUGAGUAUCUGCCUUCAGUCUAUGGUAGAUGAAUUAAUGGUGAAGAAGUCAGGUGGCAGCAUAAAAAAGAUGCUGAGGAAACGACACAACGGCUCGAUCCUCCGAACAGACAGUCAGCAAGCUGUGAAAUCUCCCCCUCUGCUGGACUCCCCUGACCCAAACCGUGAACAAAUCGUCAAACUUUCAACCAAGCUGAGCUCAGUGUCCCUCCGAGGGAUCAGCGCCUCCAACUCGGCAAAUGACAUCAGCGGCAAUGAUUUCCACGGCAACUAUGCUUUCGAGGGAAUUGGGGACGAUGACCUGUAACACCUUCACCACCCCUCCACCUCCCGAUCCCUCCUCCCCGCUUCAUUCCAUCCGUCAACAACUGGGAUGACAAAGAUUAUGAGCUGAGCUGAGCCGAGCCGAGCAGACCACACACACACGCAUACACACUUGUCUGAUUCUGCAAGAUUGUAGCUUCUUCUGGAGAAAUCGCUGCCUUAAGCUCUCAUUUAAUCUUUGACAGUUUCCUUUCUUUUAGACUUUUAAAAGUUCAUUUGUAUUUGAGUUACUAUCAUCAUAUUCAAUUGAAACUGUGUCCCCAUUUUCAUUAGACUUGUAGCAACAUACAGCACAUAGCAUGUAAAGCUACAGGUACUCAAGUAGGGAUUCUUUCUGUAUGUUACUGUCUGACAAAAUCUCACACAGAUUACUGUUUCAUCGACAGUAUGUGUGAAGUUCUAUAAUGCAGUUAAGUUCUUGAGGUACAAAGGUAAAUUAAUAUAUUAUAAACUACAUGAAGAAAACUUGCUAGACCCUAGAUUACCCCCUCAUCCCCCCACCAGUGGCUGCAUGUUCCUUUUCCAACCAGAGAGCCAAAUGUUUAGUUAGACCUGGCACUAGUGAUAAUACAGCAGAAACUGGAUGCAGAUAGUUCUCUGAAUGACCCAGAGUCCAGCGAAUGUGUCAAAAUUGAUCUCAAAACUGUAGACUGUCCAGAGCACCUGCUUACUUAUAUGGAUUAUUAAUGUUUAGCUUGGCUAUAUACCAAAAUGUCAUGUUUUUAUACUGUUAGUGAUCCUCUAUGUGCCAUGCUAUUCAUGUGCCAAAUCAGUAAAUAUCUUAACAAGAUUACCAGUGGUGUUUUCAGCUUAUGUUUGAGGCACAGUCACUCAUACUGCCUUCAGAAAUAGUCUGAUGCCUUAACUUUUACUUUUUUUGCCUCAUGGGUUACUUUGACAUUCAACACAAACAUUGGUCCAAACUUCAUAUAAAUGUCAGUGUAAGCCGGUGUUUCCUAGAAUCUUGCAGAACUUGAUAGAUGGUUGAUUUUGGCCAAGCUGCUUGCACUUGCUGAACCCAUCAUUUUGCACAGUAUUAACAGGUGGGGAUGAAUGUUUGAGUGGAAGCUUGAGCAUGACUUUAAACAUUUUGUGGAGAUUUUGUUUUUCCAAGGGGCUCUGUAAAUCCAUCUGUGAUCUCUCUCUUUUUUUUAACCAAUUUUUUAAGGUUUCUCAUAAAUGCCAAAUUAUAGUUUACUAAAGCAUUUUGCACAAAAUAAACAUAAAAAAUUAUGACAAUGUCACUUUUUAUAUUAUGUACAUGCAAUUAAGUAUUCUGAACAUUUACUAAUAUCUUUAUCAUCAUAGCCUAUUGUAAUCAAAGAGAUCAAAUGUAAUCUAAGCUGUAUAGAACAAAUUUAAAUGGACUAACAUUUAUCAUUGUUUACAUAAUGUUUAGGGGACUUUUUAGGUAAAAUGGAAAGUGUUUACAAAUUUUGAGUCUGAUUUCCUUUGUCUUGUUCUUUUUUUGGGGGCGAGUGAUGGCAGAGCAUUCUUAUGGGCUUCAGUUUAUUGAAAUUUGUAUGUACAUUUGUGCCAAUCAUCUCAGAGGAUUUAGCUUAAAAAGGUGCUUCGGUGAAGUGGCUAAUGUGAUCACAAUUGCUGGUGUGAGUUAAAUUCACAGAGGGCAGGCAACAAAAUGAACAUAUCCCGCUGUUUAAUAAGACGUGUCAUUCCAGUGUUUUUUUUUGUUUGUUUGUUUGUUUGUUUUUUUAAUCGCUGUUGACUUCAGUUGUUUUUAAAAAAGCUGCAUCUUGGCGUGUUUUUAAAGCCUCUAAAUGUAAAUCAAUGCCAACCUAUCAACAGCUUUACUCUCACUGGUAGCCACAGCUGUAAACAAAAUGUUCUCAAUACAAAAGUCUUGUUCUUUCACUGCUGUGCUUCUUGUUUGUCUUCCGUUGUACUUUUAGUAGAGGGAUGUGGACACCACCAGCCAUCUUUAUUUUCUCUGUUCCUGUCAGUACCAAGCACAUGGAAGCUGCGGGAUCCUGGAUGUUAAUAAAUGUGUAGGUGCCAAAUUACACGUUAAGUGCAUUAACGUCAGCAUCACUAUUAACAAAAUGUCAAAUUUCAUGAAGAUUGUAUUGACUUGAAUCAUUCCACUACUUUUCAGUUUGAUUCUAGUGGUAAAGGUCGGUGACAACUGUCUGGUCUGUUUGUCAUGAUGCUAAAAUAAACUCAGACAUUAGAUGA